GUCUUCUUUUAAUCUUUUUUUACCUUUUUAAUUAAUUAAGUAGUUCCUUUUUCUAUUUUUAUUUUUUCUAUUUUUUAAUUAAAAUAAGUAGUUACUUUUUUUUUCUAUUUUUUUUGGUGUAUGAAGUAGAUUAAAUAUUAGAUUCUUAAAAUUAAUUUUUACAUCACUAGUUCAUUUCAUUCUUAAGCUAGUUGAAAAGCUAUCACGGAACAUGCCUCGGUAAUUUCCUCCCUUUGAAGUUUGAAACCCUCCUCAGUCAUCUCUAUUCUCUAGUCUAGUCUGUCUCGCCUAAGGUGGUAUCUUCCCUCCGCCGUACUGCUCUAAGAAGAAGCCAGCAACUACUCGUCGGCCCGUAGCCUUAUCACCGGUCUUACCCCCGCCGCUUUCCCAUCGCCUCCUCGCCGGUAAGUACUUUGGUUGUCCUCGCCGUCGCCGUACUCGUCGAUCUGCCCCUCCCGGUGAGUUCUAAAUCCUAUCUUCUUCAACAAUGCCUACGAAUACGGCGGAAAACUCCAAUAACGCAGUGGAACUAUUCCUUAAAAUAGGAUUAGAUGAGAAAGUAGCUCAUAAUACAAUUGCAAAUAACAAGGUUACCAAUAAUCUGUUGGCAGUGAUUCAUGAGGCGGGUGUUACCAAUGGUUGCGAUCGGACUACUGGAAAUCUUCUAUACACUGUUGCUACGAAAUUCCCUGCCAAUGCUCUUAUGCAUCGGCCAACACUGGCCGGAUAUGUUGUUUCUUCAAAGAUUAAGACACAAGCUCAAUUGGAAGCUGCUUUCACAUUUUUUGCAAGUGUCGGUCCUGAAGAACUCAACUUAAGUGACUUCGAAAAAGCUUGUGGAGUCGGUAUUGAAGUUUCUAAUGAAGAGAUAGAGCGUUCAGUUGGUGAAGUCUUUGAAGAGCUUAAAGCAACAAUUUUGGAACAGCGAUAUAAAACAAAUGUGGGUGACUUGUUUCGACGUGUUCGUGAGAGACAGCCAUGGGCUGAUCCAAAGAUUGUUAAGCAAGUGGUAGAUACAGAACUUCGUGAGCUACUGGGUGAAAGGACUGCAGCAGAUGAUGAAAAGCCAGUUAAAAAGAAGAAGGAAAAGCCUGCUAAAGUUGAGGAAAAAGUUGUUGCUGCUGCUCCAGUUCAGCCAUCUGAAGAAGAACUUAACCCAUUUUCUAUCUUCCCACCUCCAGAAGAAAAUCUUAAGGUCCUCACAGAAGUAUUCUUUAGUGAUGGUUCUAUUUUAAGAGCUUGCAAUACAAGGGAAAUUCUUAACAAGCAUUUAAAACUAACUGCGGGAAAAGUUCAUACCCGCUUCCCACCUGAGCCGAAUGGGUACCUUCACAUUGGUCAUGCCAAGGCUAUGUUUGUUGAUUUUGGAUUGGCUAAGGAGAGAGGUGGACAUUGCUAUCUAAGGUAUGAUGAUACAAAUCCCGAGGCUGAAAAGAAAGAGUAUAUUGACCAUAUUGAAGAGAUAGUCAGGUGGAUGGGAUGGGAGCCAUUCAAGAUAACUUACACCAGUGACUAUUUUCAAGAUCUCUAUGAACUAGCUGUUGAGCUCAUAAGGAGGGGUCAUGCUUAUGUUGAUCAUCAGACUCCUGAUGAAGUAAAGGAGUAUAGAGAAAAGAAGAUGAAUAGUCCUUGGAGAGACAGACCAGUAGAAGAAUCCUUAAAACUUUUUGAGGAAAUGAAAAGGGGAAUGAUUGAGGAAGGAAAAGCAACGCUAAGAAUGAAGCAAGAUAUGCAAAGUGACAACUGUAAUAUGUACGACCUCAUUGCAUACCGUAUCAAGUUUACUCCUCAUCCUAAAGCAGGCGAUAAGUGGUGUAUUUACCCUAGUUACGAUUAUGCGCACUGUAUCGUAGACUCUCUUGAAAAUGUAACCCAUUCGCUCUGUACAUUGGAAUUUGAGACACGACGGGCAUCAUAUUACUGGUUAUUGCAUGUACUUGGCUUGUAUAUGCCUUAUGUAUGGGAGUACUCACGGUUGAAUAUGACAAACACAGUGAUGUCAAAGAGAAAACUUAGUUGUCUUGUUACUGAGAAGUAUGUUGAUGGGUGGGACGAUCCUCGAUUGAUGACUCUUGCUGGUUUGCGCCGUAGAGGGGUGUCAGCAACAGCAAUUAAUACCUUUGUUAGGGGUAUUGGAAUCACUAGAAGUGACUCUAGUCUAAUCCGGUUAGAUCGCCUUGAGUACCAUAUUAGAGAAGAGCUAAAUAAAUCAGCUGCUCGCGCAAUGGUGGUCCUACAUCCCGUAAAGGUUGUUAUCACCAACCUAGAAGCUGGUAAAGUUAUUGAACUUGAUGCUAAGAAGUGGCCAGAUGCUCAAAUUGAUGAUACCUCAGCAUUGUACAAGGUACCAUUUUCUAAUGUUGUAUACAUAGAAAGAUCUGAUUUUCGGAUGAAAGACUCGAAAGAUUAUUAUGGACUUGCUCUUGGGAAGUCUGUCUUGUUGAGAUAUGGAUUUCCGAUUAGGUGCAUUGAUGUAAUUGUUGGUGAUGACAAUGAAACGAUUAUAGAGAUUCGUGCUGAGUAUGACCCAGAGAAGAAAACAAAACCAAAGGGGGUCCUCCACUGGGUUGGUGAGCCUUCCCCUGGUGUUAAUCCACUUAAAGUGGAAGUCAGGCUUUUCGAAAGACUUUUCCUUUCUGAGAAUCCCGCGGAGCUUGAUAAUUGGCUUGAUGAUUUAAACCCCAACACAAAAGUUGUCAUACCUGAAGCAUAUGCAGUUUCUUCACUCCAGAGUGCUGUACUCAGUGACAGAUUUCAAUUUGAACGUUUAGGUUACUUUGCUGUGGACAAGGACUCCACACCAGAGAAAUUGGUUUUUAACCGCACAGUGACAUUAAGAGACAGCUAUACCAAGGGUGGGAAGUAGACCAUGCACGUGGUCAUGAGAGUGUUCCUUUACGUUUAAUAUCUGAUUUAAUCAAUAUGUGUAUAUACGAGUUGAAAAACAAGGUGGUGGCUCAGUAACACUUUGUUUGAAUAACAAAUUAGAAAGGCAACAGAAGGGGAGAAGGGAAAGAAAAGGCAAGGGGAAGGUGGAGCUCUAUUUUCCUUUAUUUGAAUAACAAGGUAGAAAGGCAAUGGAAGGGGACAAGGGAAAAAGAGGCAAGGGAAAGGUGGAGCUCUGUUUUCCUUUUGAGUGUCCAAUUUUGGUGGGACAGUGUUUAUUGGAGACGAAGAGAAAGAUCUCUUCCCUUCCUUUCUUCAAUCCUGUAUCCGAACAAGGAAUUUGUUCACUCUUUCCUUUUCCUUCUAUCCUUUUCUCUACAUUUCCUCUUAUCAAAUCAUAGCGUAGUUCUCUAUUUGUUCUUGAAAUAUAUUUGUCAUACUUUGCAUAGUUUAGAUGCAUUCAUGUUGUCAAGGUUUUUGUGGACUUUAGUUGCAUGCUUUUAUUUGUUUAUUUUAA
Messenger RNA from Beta vulgaris subsp. vulgaris (sugar beet), 3403 nucleotides. RefSeq names its product glutamine--tRNA ligase, cytoplasmic. The transcript has 24 exons. Gene Ontology annotation, cellular component: cytoplasm; cytosol. Lineage: Eukaryota; Viridiplantae; Streptophyta; Magnoliopsida; Caryophyllales; Amaranthaceae. Gene Ontology annotation, molecular function: ATP binding; glutamine-tRNA ligase activity. The record is from RefSeq and is a predicted model, not a curated record. The coding region runs from base 488 to 2866 and encodes 792 amino acids. Gene Ontology annotation, biological process: translation; glutaminyl-tRNA aminoacylation.